GCCAUCUAAGACCGGGGCAAGUCUCACAUGUGUGAUGGGGCGACGUAUGGGCUUGGCACUACAUUUCCCAUAAGUCCGUAGCAGAGCGUAACGUAGCGUAACAGGUGUCAGUACGCGCUAUAAAUAGACGCACAACAGCAUAGCGUGCUUUUGGUUGUCAUUCAUUGAGGCUACAAACAAGUGGGUAUCAAGCAGAAUCCCACCCGUGUUAAUGGUGAUUGGCCUGGUGACACAGUCGGCAGAUUUUAACUGAUAUACUACUUGUGUGAAUUACAUUCAAAAGGUUCUCUAAGAAGAAACUCUGGGAUGGGUUUUAAUUCCUUUCGGUUAGGUCCCGUUAUGUAAGGACUAGCACGACUAUUGUUACUAUUUUUGUUUGUUGAUUUAGGUGAAAGGCCCUGUUUGUUGUGUGCUGUGUACAAAUAUUAUUGUAACUUUUUCUUUGGUUUGUUUUGUUACUCUUGUGUGUUAAAGGGCAGCCGCUCGUCUCCUCCGUGGGUGUGACUGGCACUGGUGAGGUGGUGGGACCCUUUAAUGGUUUGUGGUGAUUUGUGUAUAUUUUUGGAGUGCUGUGGUUGCUGUAGUGUGAUUGCUGUGCUAUUGGGAGUUGAGAGCUUCUCAUCUGUUGCAUCUUCUCACACUUCGUCCUGCCCCGUUGUAGGCCUGAGGUUUGCCCUGAAGGUUUUGUUAUUUUGUGUUGCUUACUUUAGCAUUCUCUUUUUAAAUUGAAAUUGCCCCAUUUAUGCAAUGUUUUAACGAGUAACUGGUUUUGUACUUUAUAAUAAAAACUGUUUGAAUGAGUCAUAGAGUUCCGAUUAAGUUUUGUGGCUAUUAUUCACUCAUCAUUAUCUGAUGGGUUACAAUUUGGCGUAGUCGGCAGGAUCAUUAAAAAAAAUAUAUAUAUAUACAUUUAUAAUUUUUAUAUACCUUUUUUUUUUCUCUUUUUUUUUUUUGGGCUUCACCAUUUAUUGUUGGUAAGUAAUAGGUAAAUGUACUGGUAACAAUAGUCGUGCAAGAAGACUGCUGUUUUGAUCUCCCUAGAAGUCAAUCCUACAUUGUUGGCUUGCUGUGACUUCUGCUUGAGUUUGUUCCAGAAUGUCUGAAGAUCUGCAGCAAGAAUUAAUGGACCUGCGCGAACAGCUGCGUAGUAUGAAGGCAUUGAAUGAUCAGCUAAGAAGUCAAGCCUCACCAAGUGGACAUUCGAUCAAUCCAUCGUCCUCUAUUAAUUCUAAUACUCCUCCAUCCUCUUUUAACAGGGUGCUGUAUGUUCCUAGAGAGCGAAAAUGCCCACGUUUUUAUGGACAAUCUGAUCCUUCAGCUGUGAGUCUGGAGGAGUGGAUUGAGGAGGCCACUAUGUGUAUUGAGGGGAGAGGUUGGUCUGAGAGGGAGCAAACAUUGUUUUUACUGGAUCAUUUGGGAGGGGAAGCAAGGAUGGAGAUAAAGCUACGUCCUGCUGCUGAGAGGGAAAAACCUGAACUGAUUUUUAAUAUUUUAAAGAAUAUGUAUCGGGGUAAACUGACUUUUGUGCAGCUCCAGCAAAUUUUUUUUGAGAGGAAACAGCAGGAGGGAGAAUCCUUAAUGGAUUUCUCCCAUUCAUUAAUGUCUUUAAUGGAGGCAGUGCGGAGUAGUAAUCCAUUAGGUGUACCUAAUGCUGAUCAAGUAUUACGAGAUCAGUUUGUAGAGCAUGUUAGCGAUGUAACAUUGCGACGUGAACUCAAGCGAUUUGUGAGACAAAAGCCUUCUUGUUCUCUCAUAGAUGUUAGGGGUGAAGCAAUUCGGUGGGUGGAGGAAGGAGAAAUGGGGUCCACUACGCCAAUGUUACAACCAUGGUGUAAUCGAACACAAGGUAGGGUAGUCCAGUUUGAAACAAAACCCAGGUUGGAUAAGUUAUCCGAGUUCAGUGAAAUUAAAGACAUGCUUAGAAGUCAACAAGAGCAAAUAGACGUUAUUACCAAGUGUCUUAAUGAACUUAAGCCUAUAUCUGAACAUGUCAAUACCACUUCCCCUAAACCCAAUUCUCGAAGGUGCUUGCGCUGUAAUAAGCUCGGCCAUAUUGCCCGAUAUUGUCGACAGCCUUGGCCGGUUGACGCUAGACCUAGGUCACCGACGGUUAAUGUGGUUGAGACCCCUUUGGAAGAGCCUUUAAACUAGUACCCUCUGCUGUCAUGAGCCAGACAACAGAAAUGGGUAGUGAUGGCUCAAAGCUAUCUAUUCCAGUGUGCCCUUCUGUUUUACAACGUAUGGUUGGACAGUGUCCACGCGUGACUGUUCAGAUGGGGAAGGUUACUGUUCCUUGUCUUCUGGAUACUGGUUCCAUGGUGACUACCAUAACUGAAUCUUUCUUUCUUAGCCAUUUUAAACUGUUGGGUGAAGAAACCCUUAAAGAAUGUAGUUGGCUCCAGUUGAAGGCUGCAAAUGGGUUAGAAAUCCCAUAUGUAGGAUACUUUGAGACUGACAUGUUGGUGUUGGGACAAACUAUCCCAAGAAGAGGCGUUCUGGUAGUUAAAGAUCCAGUUGAAACUUCAUUGCAUCAAGGAAGGGCAUCUACACCUGGUCUGCUGGGUAUGAAUGUUAUUGGCCAAUGCUACAGUGAUUUGUUCGAACAGUAUGGCCCAGGAUUAUUUUCAGCAUCUUUAGUUCAACAGGCAGAACCAGGAUGGAAAAAUGCCCUUCUGCAAUGCCAGAGAGUCGAGAAUGCCUCUACAGCUGACUCUAUUGGUCAUGUGCGAGUGCAGUCGGAAUAUCCAGUGCAGAUUCCAGCAGGCACAUUAAGAAUCCCACCCGUGUUAAUGGUGAUUGGCCUGGUGACACAGUCGGCAGAUUUUAACUGAUAUACUACUUGUGUGAAUUACAUUCAAAAGGUUCUCUAAGAAGAAACUCUGGGAUGGGUUUUAAUUCCUUUCGGUUAGGUCCCGUUAUGUAAGGACUAGCACGACUAUUGUUACUAUUUUUGUUUGUUGAUUUAGGUGAAAGGCCCUGUUUGUUGUGUGCUGUGUACAAAUAUUAUUGUAACUUUUUCUUUGGUUUGUUUUGUUACUCUUGUGUGUUAAAGGGCAGCCGCUCGUCUCCUCCGUGGGUGUGACUGGCACUGGUGAGGUGGUGGGACCCUUUAAUGGUUUGUGGUGAUUUGUGUAUAUUUUUGGAGUGCUGUGGUUGCUGUAGUGUGAUUGCUGUGCUAUUGGGAGUUGAGAGCUUCUCAUCUGUUGCAUCUUCUCACACUUCGUCCUGCCCCGUUGUAGGCCUGAGGUUUGCCCUGAAGGUUUUGUUAUUUUGUGUUGCUUACUUUAGCAUUCUCUUUUUAAAUUGAAAUUGCCCCAUUUAUGCAAUGUUUUAACGAGUAACUGGUUUUGUACUUUAUAAUAAAAACUGUUUGAAUGAG
Messenger RNA from Danio rerio (zebrafish), 3379 nucleotides. The record is from RefSeq and is a predicted model, not a curated record. Lineage: Eukaryota; Metazoa; Chordata; Actinopteri; Cypriniformes; Danionidae.